AUUAUUAUUCAUAUUAUGGAGGCACUUGAUCAUGAAUUGGCCUAUUUGUAGAAUAUAAAAGAGUCUGCACAGUAAAGUGGAAUACAAACAGAAGGACGUCUUUACUUGGUCGUCGAGAGCUGAUCAAUCACACAGAAAAAUGCAGACCUUAGCCAGUAUGAUUGGGAAGGGGAAAUCUUCCCUGGACAAAGUUGCCAGCACAAGACCAAUUGAUGGCGGUAUUAUUUACAGCGACGUCCAUAUUGAGGGAGUUUCUAAAACAAAUUUCGCAAUCGACUUCCUUAACUCAUGCAGUUCUAAAGAUACACCAGAUGUUGCACUUCGUAUUUAUGUGGAUUUCGACAACAAAAAAAUCGAGCGCAAAGCAAGAAUAGCCGGCAAGUGGACUCCUGCAUUUGUCAGUGCCCCAGACUUUUUAUUCCGAAGAAAUGAAGUUUUUCGAAUAGACGUGGCAUGUGGACAAACAAAAUACGUGAUAACGAUUGACGGUCGCAAUGAAAUCUUUUUCAACCAUGUUUUCCAAAACUUGCCUCUAGUUGAUGUGGUUUCUAUUCGAGGAGAGGACAUAAGUGUUCAGCAUUUAGAGAUGAAAGAUGCGACGUUACCCCUAGGUACGGUUUUCCCCACCCAAAAUUUUGACAGGAUUGCCGACGCGAAACUGAUGAAGGCAGCAAUAAAGGACAAGGAAGUGGACUUAGAGGUUGUUGUUGGUGUUUUGGUAAAUAGAUCUAACGAGCAAAGACAAGCUAUCAAAUGGCAGUAUAAUAAGGAGUAUAAAAAGGAUCUUGAAACCGAGCUUGACAAACUUCUGAGCGGAGACAUGUCUGAGGUCAUCGUAGGUCUUCUAGAUACCCCGGAUGUGUAUGAUGCAAAAUGUUUGUUUAAAGCAAUGGAGGGUAUCGGAACAGACGAAAAGGCGCUGAUUGGCAUUCUCUUGUCACGGAACAACAAGCAACUGGAAGCAAUAAAAUCAGCAUACAAAACUCUUUACAAGCGUUCGUUGAUUGAAGAUUUGGACUCGGAAACGAGCGGAUAUUUCAAACAACUAUUAAUUACAUUUGCACAUGCUACUCGCGACGAGAGCGAGACGGUGGAUUUAACAAGAGCCCGCCAUGACGCAAAAGUGAUUUUCGAAGCUGGCGAAGGUCAAUGGGGAAUUGAUAAAUCUGAAAUAAAUGAAGUUCUUGAAAAUCGCAGUGACGCUCAAUUGAGAGCAACAUUUAAAGCAUAUGACGAGAUUUCAGAGCUUGGAAUAGAGGGCGCAAUUAAAGACCAAGCCAGCGGCGACAUACAAGAAGGGUAUCUUGCAGUCAUAAAAACUGCAUGCAAUCCAGCAAAAUUCUUCGCCGAGAGAAUCUACCACUCGAUGCAAGGACUCCUUAAGGAUGAUGACCAGCUCAUUCGUGUAGUUAUUUCACGCUCUGAGGUUGAUUUGUUGAGAAUGAAGACUGAGUUUUACAACUUACACUCGAAGAGAGUGCACGAUUACAUCAAGGAGGAAUGCAAAGACGACUUCGUCCAAGUACUUCUUGGAAUUGUGAAAACUAUAUAGUUUUUGCCAGAGUUUAAUUUAAAAUAAUUAUAUAGAAUUAUACCACAUAAUAGCUAAAUAGAUUCUGUGGACACCAUUAUAUAUUUUGAGGGAUUUUAAGUGAGUCAAAUUAUUGUAGAACGCGCGAUUCCUAACAAAAAGUCAUUCAGUUGAUAAUGAUGAAUUUAUUUAUCCAUACACGGAUCAUUGGUUGAAUGUCUCCCAAGAAGACGGGAUCGUAUAUUGCCUAAUAUUAUAUCAACAUUGUUCUUCUUAGUUCAUUACAAAUCAUGGGCAUUGAUAAUCGCAGCUAAACUAUACACAGUUGAUUUUUGUUUUGGGCUAAUAUAGAAAAAAAAUAAGGAGGUUUUUUUCUGUGUCAUAACACCAGGUAAAUGACAAUUACUGCUUCAUUGCCUCUUAGAAUGGCAUCAUUCAUCCUCAACCCGACCUCUCUCGCUGCUUUUCGGAAGUUACUCAGCAACACUAUGACUUUUAGCUUCUUGGGCGCACAAAAGAACUAUAUACAAAUACUUUAUUAUUAUUAAUAUUAUUAUUAUUAUUAUUAUUAUUAUUAUCAUCAUCAUCAUCAUCAUUAUUAUAUAAAAUUGUUGACUUAUUACUAACAUAUCUUUAAAUAUUAUGGUGCACGUGGUUAACUGUUUAGUAUUUCUCAUUAAUUAGGCAAAUACUGAGAACUGGCUUCCUUUUGCACGGUUUAACUCUAUGACUAUAUAUUUUACUUUAAGUAAACGACUAAUUAUUUGUUUACACAUUUGUGUAGACCUACUGUAGUAAAACGUUUUAAAUAUUACCUAGAAAUUACAUUUUAUAUUUAAUUACUGUUAAGGCCAACUCAGACAGCGUAGUACGACGCAGAUCGACGUGAUUCAUCGUCAGGGACAGUCUUGAGCCGUCGUGAGAAAUAUUAGGCAUUUUUCGUUUUGACUACGCGGCCAGUCUACUACGAACUAAUAGAGCGUAACAGACAUCUGCGCAUGCUCACAAACCUUACUGGCUAAAUCGGCGUUGUGAUAGCUUCCGCGACAACCCCAAAUUCUGAAUUUAGCGUAGUGGCGACUACCCUAAUAUUGACAAAUCAGAUAACCGGAUUCUUUGGCAAACUGCUGGUAAUUUUUUUGUUGGGGGUUGCAAUUUUCAUCGCAUCCGCGAUCGAGCAUUGUUCGUUCAAUAAUGAAUUAAUUAUUA
Anneissia japonica is the source of this 2740-nucleotide messenger RNA. RefSeq names its product annexin A13-like. Gene Ontology annotation, cellular component: cytoplasm. Lineage: Eukaryota; Metazoa; Echinodermata; Crinoidea; Comatulida; Comatulidae. The record is from RefSeq and is a predicted model, not a curated record. The coding region runs from base 140 to 1552 and encodes 470 amino acids. Gene Ontology annotation, molecular function: calcium ion binding; carbohydrate binding; calcium-dependent phospholipid binding. The transcript has 15 exons.